CCAAUCAUGUGCUCAUCACAUGACAGAAAAUCAUUCAAUUUUUGAUAAAUGAAACUUUUAAAUAAAGAAAACAAUAACUCGGAAGAAAUUAAGAAAUCAACCCUCCUUCUAGACCGAAUUCAUCUCCUAACCCUAACCCUAACCCUAAAAUCCUACUACUUCUACUCCGAUUUCCUGAAAUUUCUAACAUCUCCGAUCAAAUAGAAGAGUGAGCUAAACAGUGUAUCAUUUAUAGCUAGUACUGUUUGCUGAAGAGUGAGCAAAGCAGCAGGGACGACCUCAGAGUUGACAAACAGGUCAAUAAUAUUUGGUCGUGAUUCUUCCUCAUCGGUGCUGGCCGAUAGAUCCGGUCAACUGGAUUUGUAUUUGCAAUUGCAGUAACUUGGUUAAAAUUCAUCCGGUGGAGUUUACUGAUCAUAUAAGACAAGGAGGAGAUCUGAGGGAAAGGGUGGUUUUAUUUUAUCAUGAGAUGGAACAUGGUCUUUUGUUAAAAAAUUGUGCAGAUGAUUGUCUUAUUGUAAAGCACAGCUGCUUCGAGUGAUUCCAUUAAGGAUUUGGAGGCGUAUCAUCCUUUAUUGUCGUUUGAACUCCAAUUUGCCUCUAUGUGCUACAAUACUACUACUUUUUCAUGCAUUAUUGUAUCUAUUGGGUUUAUAACACAGAGUUUGCUAGGAAUCUGAUGCAAUGGCAACGUCUAGUAAGUUUGAUAUGUCUUCUGAUAGCCCGGAUAGGCCAAUAUACUCUAGUGGCCAUCGUGGAUCCCACUUAGCUGCUCAGAUGGACAGAUCGAGUAGCUUUCGUGAGAGUGUGGAGAAUCCAAUCCUAUCUUCUGUCCCGAACAUGGCUCGAAGUAGUGCCGUGGUAGCACAGGGAGACGUGGUGAACUUCUUCCAAUGCAUGCGUUUUGAUCUAAAGGUGGUGGCUGCAGACCAUAAAUCUAGUCGUCAAGGGGACUUUAAGCGACACAUGAAUGCUGCUCUUGGAAUUUCAGCAGAUGACUCUUCUGGUUCUUCGAAAGGCAAGGUGGUAUUGUCUCCAUCACCUGAAGAAAUCAAGCGAGUAAGAGAUGUUCUGCGUGGAAGCUCUAUCAAGGGCAGGGAACGUGUGAAGAUUUUCACUGAAGCCUUGUCUGCAUUCAACAAGCUCUUCCCAACCAUACCGUCAAAGAAGAGGUCUAGAUUAGAAGGUUAUUCUAAUGAUAGGCCUAAUGCUUCAGUAUCAAGUGAUCGGUCGGUCCUUGUUCCAAGCCUGGGUAAAAUGGGAAUGCAAAAUCAUUCUGCCACCAGUGGUUUUGAACCUGAACAGCAAAAGUCAGAAGAACGGACCAAAAAUAUUGUUCCAAACAAGCGCACACGAACUUCUUUGGUGGAUGUGCGGGGAAAUGCUCUGGUCAGGCCAUCUGGUACUGUUGACAGAGACAGGGAAAUGCUAAGGCUUGCAAAUAGUGGUGCUGUUCAAGGUGAGGAUCGAAGUUUAUCAAUUGGUGUUGAUGGUUGGGAAAAGACAAAAAUGAAGAAGAAGCGUUCUGGGAUAAAGCCAGAUGUUGCUUCAAACAUGGUGUCAGCUAAACCCUCAGAUGGUUAUCGGGAAUCAAAACAGGGAGCGCUGCAAAGACCUGUUACUGAUGCUCGUUCAAGGUUGAAUAUCGACUCCCAUGGGUUCAGGCCUGGAGUUUCUAAUGGUGCUGUUGGAAUUGGAAAAAUAGAUGGUAUCUCACAACCAACAGGCUUGAGCGUGCGAUCGAUGACCCCUAGGACUGACCUGGAGAACAGUUCUCUUCUAAACGAUAGGAGAGAACGCCCUCUUGGUUCAGAUAAGGAAAGGGUGAAUAUCAGAGCUGGUACUAAGGCAAGUGUUCGGGAUGAUUUUAAUUCUGCUAGUCCCACUUCCAGUGCAAAAAUGAAUCCGUCCAUUCGGGCUCCCCGAUCAGGUUCAGGCAUUUUGCCCAAGUUGUCCCCAGUUGUCCAUAGAGCAACUGCUCCCAAUGAUUGGGAGAUCUCUCAUUGUACGAACAAGCCACCUGCUGUUGGAGCUAACAACCGCAAGCGCACAGCAUCUGCUCGGUCUUCGUCUCCACCUGUUGCUCACUGGGCUGGUCAGAGGCCACAGAAGAUCUCUCGAAGAAGAACAAAUUUGGUUCCCAUUGUUAACAAUGAUGAAAGUCCCACUUUGGAUAGUGUAUCUGAUGUUUCAGGUAAUGAAAUUGGGGUGGGAUUUGCCAGGCGCUUGAGUGGCAAUUCUCCUCAGCAAGUUAAAUUAAAAGGUGACACUUUAUCGUCAGCUGUUUUAUCAGAAAGUGAAGAAUCAGGGGCUACAGAGGUUAAAUCUAAAGAUAAGAGCAGAAAGUGUGAUGAGAUAGAUGAGAGAGCUGGGCAUAAUGUUCAAAAGAUAUCACCUUUGGGCCUUCCAUCAAGAAAGAACAAGCUGGUUUCAGGUGAAGAUAUUGGAGAUGGUGUUCGCAGGCAAGGGAGGACUGGGAGGGGUUUUACUUCAACAAGGUCUCUUGUGCCAACAGCAGUUGAGAAACUGGGCAAUGUUGGAACAGCGAAACAGCCUAGAAGUGCCAGACUUGGUUUUGAUAAAAAUGAAAGCAAGACAGGCCGUCCUCCAACCAGAAAACUCUCCGAUCGUAAGGCUUACACACGCCAAAAGAAUACAACAGUCAAUGCAACAGCAGAUUUUCUCGUUGGUUCAGAUGAUGGGCAUGAAGAGCUAUUGGCUGCUGCAAGUGCUGUUAUUAAUCCUGACCUAGCGCAUUUGAGCUCAUUUUGGAGGCAAAUGGAGCCAUUCUUUGGUUUUAUAUCUGAUGUAGACAUUGCUCACUUGAAACAACAGGGAAGUAUUGUGUUUACUGCACCGUCAGCAACACCAGUCCAUUCUGAUGCAAACAACUACAGUACUGUCCCUAAUGGGUAUGGGUUAUUUGAACAUGAUAGGGAGGUUGAGCUUGAGCUUGCUGCUGAAACUAGGACUUCAGAACUUCUUCCAGAUCAGUUAAUGCCUGUAGAUAGAGAAAUUCCCCUUUCUCAGCUACUCUUGGCAGCCUUGACCUCAGAGGAAGAUUGUACCCUUGGAAAUGCAGACCUGGAAUUUGAUGCAUAUGGAACUGAUUUCGAGCUACAUGAGGAGUUGGAAUCAAAUUGUGUGAAUCACCUAGAUAAUUUUCAGUUUUCUGGACAUGAUGCAUUAAGUGGUUGCAAGAUGAGUGGGAAGCCAGACCACUAUGAGACAGAUAAUGAUAUUUCAGGCAUCCCAAACAUGGGUAUUGACUCAAACUUCAGAAAUACCAUAAAUGGUGCCCUUUCAGACCAUGCAUUGGUACCAGGGAUGGCCUGUUCCAAAUUUCAAUAUGAUAAUACGAAGAUAGAAGAAAAACUUCGUUUGGAGGUUCUUAGUCUGGGAAUUUUUCCUGAAUCAAUGCCUGACAUGCCGAGUGAUGAUGAAGGAAUCUGUGGGCACAUUAGCAAAUUAGAGGAGAAUCAACAUGGGCAGGUUUCAAGGAAGAAAGGUUUAUUAGACAAGCUGUUAAAACAUGCCACAGAAAUGAAAGAACUCCAACAAAAGGAAUUUGAACAACGUGCUUAUGACAAACUCAUCACAAUGGCUUAUGAAAAGUACAUGACUUGUUGGGGUCCUAAUCCCACUGGUGGGAAGAGUUCCAGUAGCAAAAUGGCCAAGCAAGCUGCUUUAGCAUUUGUUAAACGAACUUUAGAGCGAUGUCAUAAAUUUGAAGUUACAGGAAACAGCUGCUUCAGUGAGCCCUCAUUUAGGGACAUGUUCCUUUCUGGGACUGCCCUCCUACAUGGUGGACAAUCAGUGGAUACUCCUACUGAUGGUGAAUCUGCAAAGUUGUAUGGCAAUACCUCAUCCCGCUCUUUGGAAGCCAGAGUUUCAGGUAUUUUUUCUGAUGUCUCAGAAUUUGCUUCUGGAAUUCAUUCAUGUGUGGAUGUUCAUAUGGAACAAUUUUGGACUGUUAUUUUUGUUUUGUGCAGUUUCCAUGGGUUCACAGCCAAGCCCUCGAACUUUACAUUGGGUCAGAAUGGGGAUAGCCACAUCUCAAAUCCUUCUGAUCUGCUUCCUCCUGUUAAUCGCUUAUCAGAACAAAUUACUGUUAAGGAAGAUACCUGGUCAAACAGGGUGAAGAAGAGGGAGUUGUUGCAUGAUGAUGUUGUUGUUGGUGCUGUUGGUAGCCCAUCGAGUGCUCCAUCAGGAAUAGGAGGUUCUCUAUCGAGCAGUACAAAAGGGAAGAGGAGCGAGAGAGACAGGGAAGGAAAGGGGCACAAUAGAGAGGUUUUAUCUAGAAACGGAACUAAUAAAAUCGGUCGACCAACAUUAUCUAAUCAAAAGGGGGAGCGGAAAACUAAAACGAAGCCCAAGCAAAAAACAACUCAACUGUCUGUUUCUGUGAAUGGCCUUGUUGGCAAGAUAUCGGAGCAACCUAAAACAACUUUGCCUUCUGAGGCAAAGUCAAGUGAAAACAACAGUAAUAGGAAAGCAAAGGAAAAGGAUAGGUUUGGCUUGGAUGUGUUGGAUGAUGCUAUUGAUUUGUCCAACCUACAGCUGCCAGGAAUAGAUGUAUUAGAUGACAGCCAAGGGCAGGAUCUGGGUUCAUGGCUGAACAUUGAUGAUGAUGGAUUACAAGAGCAUGGCGACAUUGAUUUCAUGGGCCUGGAAAUUCCAAUGGAUGACCUUUCAGAUCUAAAUAUGAUGGUUUGAAGUCUUUCUCUGUAUAGUCUUGUUCAUUAUACUAUUGACAAACAACACAUAACACUGUUGUCAAAAAAUGACCAGUUAUAUGGAUGGUCAUUCGGCCACCGGUCCACAAUUAGGUUAUAUAGAUUCUUUUGUAGACUUCACAAGAUUUUCAAGUGAACCUUUUGGAUGCUUUGGAUUUUGUUCCUGUAUGAAGUUGGUACCUUCGCCAUAAAGAUCUUUUGUUCAAGGUACAAGCUAGUUUGUCCUAUCAUUUAUAUGUUAGCAAACACUGUAUCCUGGCUGUAGCUUUUACAAAUCAGAGAACAAUGCCUCCUGUACAUACAUUUUAUAUUUCCAAUAAAAUCAGCUUUUUGCUCAGU
Messenger RNA from Populus euphratica (Euphrates poplar), 5075 nucleotides. RefSeq lists its product as uncharacterized. Lineage: Eukaryota; Viridiplantae; Streptophyta; Magnoliopsida; Malpighiales; Salicaceae. The record is from RefSeq and is a predicted model, not a curated record.